AUGUCAGAAUUAUUUGAAAGUUCAUACGGAAAAGGUAACGUCAAAUUCUUAAAAGUUAAAAAAGAUUCCUCAAACCCUAAAAUCCAAGAUGUUUUAGAAGCUAAUGUUCAAGUAUUAUUAAGAGGUAAAUUUGAUACUUCAUAUACUGAUGCUGAUAAUUCAUCAAUUGUUCCAACAGAUACUGUUAAAAACACUAUUUUAGUUGAAGCUAAAACUCAAAAUGUUUGGCCAAUUGAAUCAUUUGCUGCUCAUUUAGCAAAACAUUUUGCAAAUAAAUAUGAUCAAGUUGAAGGUGUUGAAGUAAAUAUUGUACAAAGUAAAUGGACAAAAAUUCAAUUAAAUGGUAAAGAUCAUGAACAUUCUUUUAAACAUGAUGGACCAGAAACUCGUCAAACUUAUUUAAAUUUUGAUAAAAAAACCAAAGAAUAUAUAUUAAAAUCAUCAAUUAAAGAUUUAACUGUAUUAAAAUCAACAGGAUCAAUGUUUUAUGGAUAUAAUGUAUGUGAUUAUACUACAUUAAAACCAACAAAAGAUAGAAUUUUAUCUACUGAUGUUUCAUCAACUUGGAAAUUUGAUUCUAAGAAAAUCGGUUCAUUAGAUGAUAUUAUUAAUAAUGGUUCAAUUUUCGAUAAAGCUUAUAAUGAAGCAAGAAAUGUAACUUUAGAAUUAUUUUGUAAAGAAAAUUCACCAUCUGUUCAAGCAACAAUGUAUAAUAUGGCAACAAAAAUUUUAGAAAAUGUUCCACAAAUUGAAGAUGUUACUUAUGUAUUACCAAAUAAACAUUAUAUUUUAUUUAAUUUAGAAUGGAAAGGUAUAAAAGGUAAUGAUGAAUUGUUUUAUCCAUCACCAGAUCCAAAUGGGUUAAUUAAAUGUACUGUUGGUAGAAAAGGUAGUAAACCAAAAUUAUAG
Molecule: messenger RNA, 909 nt
Organism: Lodderomyces jiufengensis
Lineage: Eukaryota; Fungi; Ascomycota; Pichiomycetes; Serinales; Debaryomycetaceae
Exons: 1
Coding region: 1-909 (302 amino acids)
Biological process (GO): purine nucleobase catabolic process; urate catabolic process
Cellular component (GO): peroxisome
Molecular function (GO): urate oxidase activity
Source: RefSeq, a predicted model, not a curated record